AUGGAUCCCGAAGAGGAGCAAUAGUAGCCAUAACUUACAAAUAGAACUUAGAAGUCUGAAAAAAUAGAGUUGCCCAAAGCCACCCCAAGAAAUGAUGUGGCUGAUGAAGUGAAAUCACCAUCAAUGAAAAAAUCAGCUGCUAAUUCCCCCAAAAAGGGAGACCAUUAGGAUUAAGCUCAACAAAAUGCCCCUAAUGAUAAUUAAGCAGCUGAAGCUACUCCAAAACACUAAAUACCUGAUCCAACACCUCAAAUAAAGUAAUAAGCUCAGCCAUUGCCUAAUCCAGUAGCUCCUCCUACACAAGCGUAAUAGUAGUAAUAGCAAUAACCACCAGCUUUUGAUUCAGCAGGAGGGAUACUCAUUGAGAGACAACCUUUUGACCUUAAUACUUAUGCAGCUUCAUCAGGAAUGCUGCAGUUUUGUGAGAAGUUAGCUCGCUAAAUGAUAACACGUGCAAUGGGAGUUUCACUCGUGAAUUAAGCAUUAGCAAAUUUAGAUGACUAUACUACAAAAAAGAUGACUGAUCAAAUUAGCAAUACGCUAAAUUAUGCUUACUUUACUUAUGAUACUUCUGCUCAGUUCAAGACUAAGUUAAUAACUAUAGAGCCAAUACCAAUGAAAGGAGACAUUAACUAGCUAGGUAACAGUGUGAUUGAUGGUAAUUAGCUAGAUGAAACAUUGAAUUCUCAGAGAUUGGCGAAAGAUGACUAUUCAGAGUUGAAUGAUGAUGAGUAUCUAUUGAAUUCUUAAAGAAGACAGAUAUAGAAUAUGUCCUAUUCAUUUACAGUAGAACAAACUCCUGGAAAUAUAAAGGAGGGUGCACCUAUCGUAGGUGGAAGAGGCAUGCAUCAAAAUAAUUUUGGAAUGCCUUAAUUCGAUUGUGGUCAAAUUGAAGUUAUUGAUAUGGAUGAGGAAAUGGAACCAGAAGCUCCGAUUAGAGAUGGAUGUGUAAGAUAUGCCCUUAAGCUUAAAGGUAAUGACACACCUACUAGAAGAGUCCGACUAGCCCCUAAAUUUGAGUUUCCAAGCAAGAUAGUUGAAAUACCAAAACCACAAAAUGUGAUAAAUGAUGUCUAAUCUGUUUAGCCUUCACCAUCAAUUAAAGGUCAAUCAAAUAGAAUUAAAUUAGGAGGUGGUCGUGCAUCACAAAACAUGUCAAUGAUGUCACUUACCUCAAGCAAAUCCAAAUCAAUAAAUGGUUCUCAAAAGCUGAAGUUCAAUAUGAAUCCUAUGAGAUAGUUUGAGCUGGCAAAGUCCAUGCAUUUAAAUGAUGCAGGUUAAGCAGUUAAAUAGUCUAAGUUAGAGAAAGAGGACUACAGUAAUAUAAAGGUCGUAGAUGUUACUGAUUAGGAUGAGAGAGAAAUUUAAGCACACAGAAGAAGAGUAGUAGGUGAAGAAAAAAGGAUAGUGGAAGAGAUGAAAAGGUAAUAGGAAAUUGAUAUGAUGUACGAAAUAAUGCAAAAGAAUGCUAGGAAGAAUGAGAAAACUGGACCAGGAGGAAACUCUGAUAACAUAACGUUUGACUAUGAGGGUAAGAUCAUAUAAAUAGUCAAGCCGCAUGAGGAACUUUUCCCUGAGACCAUCACUAAUCCAAAAAUAAAAUUCAAGCCUGCUUAAGUUACUGCUAAUCUAAUGAAAGAACAACUUGAUAAGUUUUAUGCUUAAAAGAUAUAGAAAGAGGCAAAGAGUAAAAAGAGUAACUCCAUUGAGUAGAACAGUAUCUAGGACACCGACACAGUUAUCACAAAUGCUGCUAAUGCUUAAGGCCUUAAGAAGAGCAAUAAACUAGUCGAUCUAUAUCAGCCAAUACCAAAGGAUCUGGAGAAAUUUGCUAAAGCAAAACCAAUGGGUAGUAACUUUAAUGAGAUAUAGCCCAAGCCAGGUAUUGCCAUAGUUGAAAAUGGCAAGGUAAAGUAAAAUCAGAUUAACUCUAAGGACCCAAACAGACUAUCUCUAGAAGACUAUUAAACUAUUAAGGUUGAUACCUCUUCUUUGUCAUAACUAGCUGAGAGUAGACUAAACACCCUUGAGCAAAAAAGCUUUAGUUUGCCUUAACUAAACUCAAAUAAAAUAUAGCAAAACCCUGUACCAAUUCUAGAAACUAAGAGUUUUAUGCAAGGACCUAAUUCUAAUUUGGAUUACUCAAUUUAGGAUUCCUCAAUACUUUCUGGCUUAAGAUCUUCAAAAGCAGGAAUAGGCGGCACUAUAAAGAGAGCAAGAGAGGAGGCUGUUAAUGAUCUAAUUGAUAUGCAGCAAAUUCUCAACCCUUCUCGAUUUAUAAAGCCAAAAUUGAAGUUUGAUAGACAAUCGUCCCUAUAAGAUCUAAAUAUGUCGAGUUUGACAUCAGAUAUUUAGCCACUAUUUAGGAAGGUCAAACAGCCCAGUUCAACUAUCGCAUCUGAGAUAAGAAACAAAGGCGGUCAUAAAAGUGCUGCGAGCUUGUUUGUUGAUACAGUAAGCAGUAUUGAAGCAAUGGAUCGACUUGAUUAAUUCAAUAAAUAUCUUGUCAAGGGAAAUUUAGAUGCAAGUUCAUUCUAAGUUUCACGAAGCUAGGCUAGCUUUAUUAAAUCAUCAGGUGACGAGAAGCAAUAUCUUAAAAGUGCAAAAGAACUUUAGAAGAAAUUUGAACAGCAAGUAUUCAAGUAAGCCCACUAUGUAGAAAGAUUAACUGGCAAUAACCAAUCUCAUUUGGCAAAGAAACUAAUCACAACACCUAGAAAUGUAAAGUUACUCUAACCUCUUGCUCUUAUUAGACGGGGUAAAGAUGUCAAUCUUCUUUCAGACAAGGAAACCAAGCAAGUAUUCUUAUGA
This is a messenger RNA of Stylonychia lemnae, 2811 nucleotides long. NCBI's taxonomy places the organism in Eukaryota, Ciliophora, Spirotrichea, Sporadotrichida, Oxytrichidae. The record is from the annotation of a GenBank genome assembly.